CUAAAUUAAACUUGGUAAAGAACAAUUUUCUGCCCUAAACCCUAUAGUGGUUGGACGCCUCCCUCACUGCUUAAGCUCCACUCUGGGCGGCGGCGGCGGCGGCAGCGUCGAUGGAUUUCAUGGACGGGGACUUUGAACUGAGAGAGAUCCAGAAGCUGGAGGGCCAUUCCGAUCGGGUCUGGAGCCUUGCGUGGAACCCCGUGACCGGUGGCUCUUCCGGGAUGUUGGCCUCUUGCAGUGGCGAUAAGACGGUUAGAAUCUGGCAGAAGGGGCCUUCCGGUUCCUGGGAAUGCUCGGCUGUUUUAGAAGAUACUCAUACUCGUACAGUUCGUUCUUGUGCGUGGUCACCAAGUGGAACAUUAUUGGCCACAGCCAGUUUUGAUGGUACAACUGCUAUAUGGGAAAAUGUUGGCGGUGACUUUGUAUGUGUUACAACGCUAGAGGGUCAUGAUAAUGAAGUGAAGAGUGUUGCGUGGAGUGCUUCUGGUUCCUUGCUUGCAACGUGUGCUCGAGAUAAGACUGUUUGGAUUUGGGAAAUGCAACCGGGCAAUGAGUUUGAGUGUGUUUCGGUGUUGCAAGGUCACACACAGGAUGUAAAGAUGGUACAAUGGCAUCCAUUUUUGGAGGUUUUGGUAUCUGUUAGCUAUGAUAACUCUAUAAAGGUCUGGACCGAAGAUGGUGAUGAUGAUGAUUGGCAGUGUGCACAAACAAUAACUGAAGCUAGCAGUGGUCACACAUCUACUGUCUGGGCAUUAUCGUUCAACUCCUCUGGCGACAAAAUGGCUACAUGCGGUGAUGAUCUGACCUUGAAAUUAUGGGGUACCUCAUCUGGGAUAAGCAAUGGAAUUGAAUCGUGGCAACAUCUAUCGACUCUUUCUGGGUAUCAUGAUCGAACAAUAUUCUCCGUUCACUGGUCAAGGGAAGGUUUAAUUGCGAGUGGAGCAGGAGAUGAUGCUAUACGUAUUUUCUACGAGAGUAGAGAUAUGGUUGAUCAACUGUCUUACAAGAUGCUGCUCAAGAAAGAAAAGGCCCAUGAAAUGGAUGUGAACUGUGUGCAAUGGAAUCCAAAGGAAGCAAUGCUUCUUGCUUCGGCAAGUGAUGAUGGGACUAUAAAAAUAUGGGAGCUGUCACAAGUUUCGAUAUAACAGUAUCGAUGUUUUCAAGCUCGAAAUAUAGUUUCGAUAUCCCCAUAUACUCGAUGCCAUUUGGCAUGCGAAAUAGUUUUGUGUACCAUCAAUGAAUGAAUCAUUGACUUGCAAGUAUAAUUGGCACUCAGCAGCAGUUGUCCAUUACUGAUAUGAAUCAGAUAAUAGUUGAAUGUAUCUAUGUAUGUGUGUGUGCGCGCGCAUGUGUGUUGAUUAUCGCAAGUGUAAUUGGCACUCAGCAGCAGUUGUCCAUUACUGAUAAUAGUUGAAUGUAUGUA
This is a messenger RNA of Zingiber officinale, 1423 nucleotides long. Its product is annotated as protein CIA1-like. Gene Ontology annotation, biological process: iron-sulfur cluster assembly. The record is from RefSeq and is a predicted model, not a curated record. The coding region runs from base 111 to 1145 and encodes 344 amino acids. The transcript is spliced from 10 exons. Gene Ontology annotation, cellular component: cytosolic [4Fe-4S] assembly targeting complex. Gene Ontology annotation, molecular function: protein binding. Lineage: Eukaryota; Viridiplantae; Streptophyta; Magnoliopsida; Zingiberales; Zingiberaceae.